AUGACACUUGUCCCUGACUCCAUCAUUCCACUACCCCCGACCGACGAGUAUUACGACCUAGGUACAUACACUCGCAAAAUCAGCACGAAGAAUGCGGCCGCGCAGAUCUGGUUUGACCGUGGUUUGGUCUGGUGCUACGGCUUUAAUCAUGCCGAGGGCUAUAAAUGCUUCGAACAAGCCAUAGCCCACGACCGCCAGUGCGCCAUGGCGUACUGGGGCCUCGUGUAUGCGGCAGGGCCAAACUACAACAAGGGCUGGGGGCUCUUCGACCCCGUUGACCUGACGCGCAGCAUGAAGAUAUGCCAUGACACCAGCCGGUAUGCUCUGCGUCUGAUAGAGACCGCGCCUGUGACCCCUGUCGAGCGGGCACUCAUCAAGGCCAUGCAGGCGCGCUACCCCGUGGAUCACCCGGUCGCGGACUAUACCCAGAUCAACCACUCGUACGACCAGGCGAUGCGAAACGUGCACGAAGAGUUUCCCGACGACCUCGACGUGAUGACCUUGUACGUCGACGCCAAAAUGCACAUUGCGCAACGCAAGAUGUUCCACAUCAAGACCGGCCUGCCCAUUGAGACGUCGCCUGUCUUGGACGUCCAGCGCCUCUUUCAGGAGGGUCUGCGCCAUCCCAACGCAAAUACACACCCUGGCAUCCUCCACUUUUGCAUCCAUUUCUGGGAAAUGUCUGCAACUCCAGCCGUUGCCCUUCCGCCGGCUGACCAUCUCCGCAACCUCGUCCCGGACGCGGGGCACCUGCACCACAUGCCCACCCACCUUGACGUUCUAGUCGGUGACUAUCGCCGUGGGAUCGAGUCCAACAUAGCCGCCGUGCGUGCAGACGAGAAAUACCUCGCCCGCAAUGGGGCAAAGAACAUGUACAGCUUCUACCGACUACACAACUACCACUCGCUCAUCUACAACGCCAUGCUAUCGGGCCAGUCCAAAAUCGCGCUUGCAACGCUGCAUCAGAUGGAAUCAUCGAUAACGACCGACGUCCUCCUCACAAAAUCACCACCCCUAGCCGACUGGCUCGAGUUCUUCCUCUCAGUGCGCGUCCACGUGUACAUCCGCUUCGGGCUCUGGGACGCGCUGAUCGGCCUCCGUACGCCAGAAGACCAGGGCAAGGACAAGGAUCUCUACUGCGUUACAACUGCAAUGACAUUCUACGGCAAGGGCAUCGCCCACGCAGCGACUGGAAACCUGCCCGAGGCAUAUCGGUACCGCGAGCUCUACACCGCGGCCGCGCAAAACGUGCCCGCCUCGCGAAGAGACCACCCAAACCGCGUGGUCGACAUCCUACAGGUCGCGACGGCCAUGUUGAAUGGUGAGAUUGAGUACCGCGCAGGAAACCACGACGCCGCCUUCCGAUACCUCCGCGAAGCAAUCCACCAUGAUGAUCACCUCCUCUAUACUGAGCCAUGGGGGUGGAUGGUGCCCACCCGCCACGCGUUUGCCGCGCUGUCACUGGAGCAGGGACACGUCGAGGCCGCGGCGCGCGCGUAUGCUGAGGACUUGGGUGUUGCAGAGGGCCUGACGCGCGCGCACCAGCAUCCGGGCUGUGUGUGGGCGUUGCAUGGGUAUCACGAGUGCUUGGUGCGGUUGGGAAGGGGUGAGGAGGCGGCGAGUGUCAAGCAGGAGUUGGAUGUUGCGAUUGCGGUGACGGACGUGGAGAUUCGGUCGUCUUGCUUUUGUAGGCUGGGGGUGUUGGCCGGGAAGGCAGGGGGUGAAGGUGAGAGUCGGAAAUGUUGCGAUGGGCCUUGGUUGGACUGUUAUUAG
Aspergillus calidoustus is the source of this 1773-nucleotide messenger RNA. Lineage: Eukaryota; Fungi; Ascomycota; Eurotiomycetes; Eurotiales; Aspergillaceae. The record is from the annotation of a GenBank genome assembly.